AUGAAAUCUCUCUUCGCUUCGACUCUUUUCCGUAAGUUUUUCUUGUUUAUGUUUCAAUUUUAGAAAUGAAGAGGGAAGAUCUUGCUUUAGCUUAUAAGCCUGUCAUAAAACUGUUGCAAACAUAAAGGUCUUGCGCAGUGUAUAAAAUUUCCACCAUUCAUGCAAAAUAAAAUUUAAAUUUCAGUAUCUCUGUUCGUUGGUUUGAACGCCUUUGAUGUUGCCAUCCCAUAUGAUGACGCCCAGCAGAACCCUCAGUACUGUAUCAUCUUCCAAGGCAAUGCUACAGGAACCAUUGAAUACGAAACCUCUGAUGUAAGCGAAAAAACUUGAUUUACAGCUAAAUUUUGUCUGAUAGAUUGCAAAGUCCGAUUUUAGAACAAGACCGCUAACUUUGACUUCGAGGUCGAUGAGACCAGCGUGAAUGUGAGCGGAACUUGCAUUGAUGUCAAGAAGAAUGUGUCCAGUGAAGCUUUCAGCGUUGACUUUUUGAUCAAAGGAUCUUCUCCAACAGUCCGCCAAUGGAAAUUGACUGCUGAAUUUGCCCAUGAUGAAAAACAACAAAAGAACUUCGUUCUUUCGAACUUGGGGUUGUUCGUUUAUAUUCCGGACCAUCUCAACUCUACCGGUAUGUCACUAUUGAAUGUUGUUUCUUGAAUGGCGGCCUUUACCAGAAAAGACCUUGUAGACGGGUUUUUUGGGACAAUUAACAGGUUGUUGUUUUACAGACCAAACUGUCAAGUACGUCCUCGACAAGUCCGAUGAAGCUUGGGACGCCUCCGAUGAAAACGGAUUCACCUGCUCGGAGUCUCCAUUCUACCUCGUUCAGAAGUCCAACGGCCCCGCCCUGAAGGCCACCGUGAAGUUCGAGAAGGUCCGUGUUCUCGCGUUCGCCCGUGUCCCUCAGCCCAGCUUCCCUAAAGACCAGAUCUUCGAGCAGUGCAACUUGGACACCAAGACUUCCGACCUGGUCCCAAUCAUCGUCGGAGCUUGCCUCGCUGGGUUGGUCAUCGUCGUCCUGGUCGCCUACUUGAUCGGCCGUGCCCGUGCCCGUCGUCAGGGAUACGCCUCGGUCUAA
Molecule: messenger RNA, 1075 nt
Organism: Bursaphelenchus xylophilus (pine wood nematode)
Lineage: Eukaryota; Metazoa; Nematoda; Chromadorea; Rhabditida; Aphelenchoididae
Source: the annotation of a GenBank genome assembly